AUGGACUCGAAACAAUAUACAGGACUUGGCCAAUAUCUUUCUGAAAUCGACCCUCAGCAUCGAGAUGUGACAUGGCAUUUGCAACACAUAAUUAUAUUUUGCCGAGUCCAUUUUCAACGGUCAAUUCUGAAGACUAUUGGAACUACAAAUCAAGGUUCCUCUCUUUGGAGCCGUAUGAUGAGUCUAUUAGACUGCAAAUCUGAGGCUGAUUAUGAUACCUUGCUUGACCUACUAAUAAAAUAUGAGGAUGUCAAUGUUCAGAACUGGGCAAAACAAAAGAAGAGUACAAUUAUCAAAGCAGGGUUGAAUAAAGCAUGCUCCAAAAUUCAACCUUAUUACUUUGAUAUUUUACGCAAUCACACAAAUGCUGUUGAACAGUCCCAUCAAAAAUCAUAUGCAUCUGGCAAGUAUUUGACUUUGGUUGAAGCGGUUAAAAAAUCAACAAGAUCUUCACAUGACCUUCGCCGUGUUGCAUCGGCGAAUGCCAUGAGUUUAGAACAGAGGCGCCAGGAGCUCGAGCUUCGAAAGCUUGAAGCAGAGAUCAAACAAAAAGAAGCAGAUAUUAGAAAGCAAGAGGAGGAAAUUCGUUUACAACAGCUUGAAAACGAGAGAUUAGAGCUUGAUCUCAUGGAACGGCGGAUUCGAAUCCAGGAACUUCAGCAAAGUGAUUAA
Molecule: messenger RNA, 672 nt
Organism: Aspergillus fischeri NRRL 181
Lineage: Eukaryota; Fungi; Ascomycota; Eurotiomycetes; Eurotiales; Aspergillaceae
Exons: 4
Coding region: 1-672 (223 amino acids)
Source: RefSeq, a predicted model, not a curated record